Molecule: messenger RNA, 933 nt
Organism: Phacochoerus africanus (Common warthog)
Lineage: Eukaryota; Metazoa; Chordata; Mammalia; Artiodactyla; Suidae
Product: olfactory receptor 5M9
Exons: 1
Coding region: 1-933 (310 amino acids)
Biological process (GO): sensory perception of smell; G protein-coupled receptor signaling pathway
Cellular component (GO): membrane
Molecular function (GO): G protein-coupled receptor activity; odorant binding; olfactory receptor activity
Source: RefSeq, a predicted model, not a curated record
AUGCCAAAUUUCACAGAUGUGACGGAGUUUAUUCUUUUGGGGUUGGCCGGUCGUCAGGAGCUUCGAGUCCUCUUUUUUGUGAUAUUCCUAGUGGUUUACAUGAUCACUCUGUUAGGGAACAUUGGUAUGAUUAUUUUGAUCCGCAUCAGUCCACAGCUUCAGAGCCCGAUGUACUUUUUCUUGAGUCAUUUAUCUUUUGUGGAUGUGUGGUUCUCUUCCAAUGUCACUCCCAAAAUGCUGGAAAACUUACUAUCAGAGACAAAAACCAUCUCUUAUGUGGGGUGUUUGGUGCAAUGUUACUUUUUCAUUGCCCUGGUCCAUGUGGAGGUAUAUAUCUUGGCUGUGAUGGCCUUUGAUCGCUACUUGGCCAUCUGCAACCCUUUGCUUUAUGGCAGUAAAAUGUCCAGGUCUGUCUGUGUUCGGCUCAUCUCUGUUCCUUACCUCUAUGGAUUCUCUGUUAGCCUAAUAUGCACGCUGUGGACAUACGGCUUGUACUUCUGUGGCAACUUUGAAAUCAACCACUUCUAUUGUGCUGACCCUCCUCUCAUCAAGAUUGCCUGUGGGGGCGUCUCCAUUAAAGAAUACACCAUGAUUGUUAUUGCUGGGAUGAACUUCACAUAUUCCCUCUCAGUCGUCCUCAUCUCCUACACCCUCAUCGUAGUAGCUGUGCUACGCAUGCGCUCUGCUGACGGAAGGAGGAAGGCAUUCUCCACGUGCGGGUCCCACCUCACCGCUGUUACCAUGUUUUAUGGGACUCUCAUAUUCAUGUAUCUCAGGAGGCCCACGGAAGAGUCCGUGGAACAGGGGAAAGUGGUGGCUGUGUUUUACACCACAGUCAUCCCUAUGCUGAAUCCCAUGAUCUACAGUUUGAGAAACAAAGAUGUGAAAGAGGCGCUCAACAAAGCAAUCAUCAAGGCAAACUUGGGGCAGUGA